AUGAGUGACGCGAGCGGUGGUUCGGCCGCAUCUGCUCCCGAUGCGGGUGGUUCUCCCGGAAGGCGCCCGCGAGGACUCCNAUAAACAUACUGUGGCGUUUAGUACAGCUCUUCAUACUCUACUAAGAAUACUNUGUGCCGUGCUCAAUCAACGAGUGGAAGAGCGCCACAGCAGUUAUGUUUAUGUUUAUCAUGCAAUCAAAUCAACGUUUGUACGGAGUAGUUCUGUCAGUAUUGUCAGUACAUGUGCUGUACAAAGCGUACUGUGGCGUUUAGUAUGGCUCUCCAUACUGUACUAAACAUACUGUGGCGUUUUGUACAGCUCUUCAUACUGUACUAAACAUACUGUGGCGUUUAGUACAGCUCUUCAUACUGUAAUAAACAUACUGUGGCGUUUAGUACAGCUCUUCAUACUCUACUAAGAAUACUGUGGCGUUUAGUAUAGCUCUUCGUCCUGUACUAAAACUUUUGUAAGUACGGCUCUUGAAUACUCUACUAAACAUCUUUUUCAGUAUAGUACGGCUUUUCAUACUCUACUCAUACUCACUUCAUAGUAUGGCUCUUCAUACUCUAUACUCAAAGUACUCUUGCGGUUUAGUACGGCUUUUCAUACUCUACUAAACAUACGCUUUGAGUUUAGUACCUAACUAACCUCUGUACUCUACUCAGGUGAGUAGAGUAUUCACCUCUCUCAUACUCUACUCUACUCAACCGUUCGUACAGAUUCUCGAUACUCUACUAAACAUACUCUACUGUACUAAACCUACCCGUGAA
Molecule: messenger RNA, 773 nt
Organism: Ectocarpus sp. CCAP 1310/34
Lineage: Eukaryota; Phaeophyceae; Ectocarpales; Ectocarpaceae
Source: the annotation of a GenBank genome assembly